This is a messenger RNA of Tarenaya hassleriana, 1528 nucleotides long. Its product is annotated as cytochrome P450 71A1-like. The record is from RefSeq and is a predicted model, not a curated record. The coding region runs from base 4 to 1374 and encodes 456 amino acids. Gene Ontology annotation, molecular function: iron ion binding; oxidoreductase activity, acting on paired donors, with incorporation or reduction of molecular oxygen; heme binding. The transcript is spliced from 2 exons. Lineage: Eukaryota; Viridiplantae; Streptophyta; Magnoliopsida; Brassicales; Cleomaceae.
AAGAUGAUUGCUUCAGACCCUUUUCUUGUUUCUCUUACUGCAUUGCUGCCAAUUCCUUUGUUUCAUACUCAUCAAACACGUGAAAUCACGAGGAAGCAACUUUCCUCCGUCACCCAGAAAGCUUCCGAUAAUCGGAAACCUUCACCAAAUCGGAGAUCUUCCGCACAAAUCGCUCCAAGAACUCGCCUUCAAGCACGGUCCUCUCAUGUCCGUACACUUUGGAAACACUGCUAUCUCGUGGUUUCUUCCGCUGAUGCCAUCGAAGAGAUCACUAAGAGCCAUGAUGUCGGUUUCUCUAACAGACCCCCGAACACAUCUCUAACUCCUCUCAAGGGUUCUGGUCGGGACAUGGUGUAUUCUCCUUAUGGAGAUCACUGGAGGCAAGUGAGGAAAGUGUCUGCUCUUCAUUUGCUGAGCAAGAACGUUGUUAAGGGGUUCCAGAGUGGAAUAAGAGACGAGGAGAUAUCGGAUAUGUUGAAAACUAUCCGGCUCUCAUCCCUCAAAGGCUCGGAUAUCGACUUAUCUGACGUGUUCCUGUCCCUUGUGAACAACGUCGUUUAUAGAUCUUUCACGGGCCGUAGAUACAAAGAGGUUAAAGGUAUGAGCUUUGGAGAGUGGGAUCUCAAGUUCAAGAAGCUCAUGGGAGCGUUUUGCUUCGGGGAUUUGUUCCCGAGCUUCGCAUGGAUGGACGGACUAACGGGUUACACGAAAAACCUAAAGAGAAUCUACAAAGAGUUGGACGUUUUCAUGGAACAUCUCAUCAGCGAGAGCCGUGGACAACAUAGUUACUUGGAUUCUCUUUUCCAACUCAAAGAGGAAGAGAAACUCGAAUACCUUGACGAUAUCAAAGCAAUCGCACAGGGAAUAUACGUUGCAGCGGUAGAAUCUGUUGCGUUGGAGUUAGACUGGAUAAUGUCUGAACUCAUAAGGCACCCCGAUUCAAUGAAGAAGGCGCAGGAAGAAGUGCGUCUUGUCGUCGGAAACAAGCCCAAGAUAAGCGGCAACGACAUUGAUCAGAUGCAUUACUUGAAAUGUGUUAUAAAGGAGACAACUAGGUUACACCCUCCAGGCAUCAUCCCACGAGAAACAACUGAAACUGUGAGGAUAUACGGUUAUGAGAUUCCGCCCAAGACAAAGGUACUUGUCAACGCACACGCUAUCCAAUCAGAUCCCAAGAUUUGGGAAAGCCCUAACGAGUUCGUGGCCGAAAGAUUCGAGGGGACGAAGAUAGAUUACAUGGGCAACCAUAGGGUUUCAUCCCUUUCGGGUUUGGCCGUAGGAACUGUCCAGGCAUGUCGUUUGGUGUCUCCUUGCUCGAAGACACGACAGCGAAUCUUUUACAUUGGUUCGAUUGGGAGAUGCCGAAUGGUUUAGAGCCACGAGACUUGAACAUGGACGAGACGUUUCAGUUCGUUGUCUCGAGAAAGUACCCUCUUCGGCUCGUUCCCGUUGCUCGGUUUCCCCUUUGAUUGAUUUCUUUGUUUCUGGUUUAUGAAACUAUACGUUUUUUUAUAUUAUUUAAUUUGCA